AUGGCCAGCCCCGGUCCGGCCCUGAGCCAAGGCUAUGGCUACGGCAUCGUCCUCGGCGUCGGCUUUGCCUUUGCCGUCUUCAUGAUUUCUCUCACGUACAUCCUCAAGCGCUUCAACAAUGAAGUCCAGACGUCCGAAAUGUUCAACACGGCCGGCCGCACCGUCAAGUCCGGGCUCGUCGCCUCGGCCGUCGUCUCGUCGUGGACCUGGGCCGCGACGCUGCUGCAGAGCACGGGCGUGUGCUAUCGCUACGGCGUCUCCGGGCCCUUUUGGUACGCCUCCGGGGCCACGGUCCAGAUCCUCCUGUUCGCGACCUUGGCCAUCACCCUCAAGAAGCGCGCCCCCAACGCCCACACCUUUCUCGAGGCCAUCAAGGCCCGCUACGGGGCACCGGCGCACUUCACCUUUAUCUCCUUUGGCCUCGUCACAAACGUCCUUGUCUCGCUCAUGCUCAUCGCCGGCGGCGCCGCCACCAUCAACGCGCUGACGGGCGUCCAUGCCGUGGCGGCCAUCUUCCUCAUGCCCAUCCCCGUCGUGGCCUAUACCUUUAUUGGCGGGCUCAAGGCCACCUUCAUCACCGACUACAUCCACGGCUUUGCGGUGCUCAUCAUCAUCAUGCUCUUUGCUCUCACCGCCUACGCCACGUCCGAUGUGCUGGGCAGUCCCUCGGCCGUCUACGACCUGCUCGUCGACGCGGCCAAGGCGCACCCCGUGGCCGGCAACCAGGACGGCAGCUACCUGACGAUGCGGUCCCAGGGCGGCGUCAUCUUCUUCGUCAUCAACAUUGUCGGCAACUUUGGCACCGUCUUCCUCGACAACGGCUACUACAACAAGGCAAUUGCCGCUCACCCCGUCCAUGCGCUGCCGGGCUACAUCAUGGGCGGCAUCGCCUGGUUCGCCAUCCCCUGGCUGACAGCCACGACCCUCGGCCUGUCGGCCCUCGCCCUCGAGUCGAGCCCGCGCUUCCCCACGUAUCCCGACCGCAUGAGCGAGGCCGACGUCUCGGCCGGCCUGGCCCUCCCCUACGCUGCCGUUGCCCUGCUCGGCAAGGGCGGCGCCGUCGCCACGCUCUUCAUGAUCUUCCUGGCCGUCACCUCGUCUUUCAAUGCGGAGCUCGUCGCCACGUCGUCCAUCUUCACCUACGACAUCUACCGCACCUACCUGCGGCCCGACGCCGACGGCAAGCGGCUCAUCUGGAUGUCGCACGCGUGCAUGGUCGUCUACGCCGCCGUCAUCUGCUGCGUCUCGACGGGGCUGUGGUACAACGGCAUCUCGAUGGGCUACCUCUAUCUCCUCAUGGGUGUCCUCAUCUCGGCCGCCGUCAUCCCCGCGACGCUGACGCUGUUGUGGAGCCGGCAGAACCGUUGGGCCGCCGCGCUGACGCCGGUACUCGGGACAGCCUGCGCCAUUGCCGCAUGGCUCGUCACGGCCAAGAAGACGUGCGGCAGGCUCGACGUCGAAUGCACGGGGUCCAAUAACCCCAUGCUUGCCGGAAACGUGACGGCGCUGCUGUCGCCGCUCGUCUUUGUCCCCGUGUUCGGCCUCCUCUUCGGCUUUGACAAGUACGACUGGCAGUCCAUGAUGGCCAUUCGUAAAGCAGACGACCACGACGUCAUCCAGGACUCUGGGCUGGACCCAGAGACCCGACGAGAGCUGGAGCGGGCUCAAGAGGCUGACUUUGCGUUGGAGCAGCGCAAGCUGAAGCGAGCAUUCAAGAUUGCUUGCGUCACGACCGUCACCAUGGCUCUGUCGUUGCUGGUCCUUUGGCCCAUGCCACUGUACGGCUCGGGCUACAUCUUUUCCAAGAAAUUCUUCACCGGCUGGGUGUCGGUCGGCAUCAUAUGGAUCUUUUGCUCCUUUGUCACCAUCGGCUUGUAUCCUGCGUGGGAGAGCCGGGCGACGCUGGCGCGCGUGGUGAGACACAUGGUGACGGGUAAGGCACCGGCAGAGCCGUCGCCGGAGCUCGCGAGCGCGGAGGAUUUAAGCGGAACGGCAACGCCGGUCAAGGGGGAGGCAUAG
Hirsutella rhossiliensis is the source of this 2019-nucleotide messenger RNA. RefSeq names its product sodium:solute symporter family domain-containing protein. NCBI's taxonomy places the organism in Eukaryota, Fungi, Ascomycota, Sordariomycetes, Hypocreales, Ophiocordycipitaceae. Gene Ontology annotation, cellular component: plasma membrane. Gene Ontology annotation, biological process: urea transmembrane transport; putrescine transport; spermidine transport. The record is from RefSeq and is a predicted model, not a curated record. The transcript is spliced from 3 exons. Gene Ontology annotation, molecular function: spermidine transmembrane transporter activity; putrescine transmembrane transporter activity; urea transmembrane transporter activity. Bases 1 to 2019 code for a protein of 672 amino acids.